UUGUCUACUUGAAAAACAUUAACAUUACAGGACAGUACUUCACCCUUAAUAGAACAAUUAAUUUUUUUCCAUGAUCACAGAUUAAUAAUUUUAAUUAUCAUUACAAUUUUAAUUAGUCAAAUUAUAUUAUCUUACUUAUUAAAUAAAUUUAACCAUCGAUUCUUUUUACAAAACCAAACUAUAGAGCUAAUUUGAACUAUUAUACCCAUUAUAAUUUUAAUUAUAAUUGCUUUACCAUCUCUGCGAUUAUUAUAUAUUAUAGAUGAACUUAAUAAACCUGCCCUUUCUAUUAAAAUUAUUGGACAUCAAUGAUAUUGAACAUAUGAAUAUUCAGAUUUACAUAAUAUUAAUUAUGACUCUUAUAUAAUUCCACAAAAUAACUUCAACUUUCGAUUAUUAGAUGUCGAUAAUCGAAUAGUAAUUCCUUUUAACACUUAUAUUCGUCUAUUAAUUACUUCAGAGGAUGUAAUCCAUUCAUGAGCUUUACCUUCAGCCGGAUUAAAAAUUGAUGCAACUCCUGGACGUCUUAACCAAGCAAAUAUAUUUAUUAAUCGAACUGGAAUUUUCUUUGGUCAAUGCUCCGAAAUUUGCGGUUCCAACCACAGAUUUAUACCUAUUGUAGUAGAGAGAAUCUCUUCUAAUUUUUUUCUUAAAUGAUUAAAAAAUAAUUAA
Molecule: messenger RNA, 672 nt
Organism: Cylas formicarius (sweet potato weevil)
Lineage: Eukaryota; Metazoa; Arthropoda; Insecta; Coleoptera; Brentidae
Source: the annotation of a RefSeq genome assembly